AUGCGUACGCGUACACUUCUGAAGUCACUGCUAGCACAAGACCCAACUUGCAUCUCAUUCUAUGCACCAAUUUUUCAGUCAUUGACUGGCCAGAACUUGUUGAAACUAGGCCAACAAGUCCAUGCCCAGAUGGCUCUGCGUGGGCUCGAACCUAAUGCGUUCCUUGGGGCCAAGAUGGUUGCAAUGUAUGCAAGCUCAGAUAAUCUUGACUCAGCGGUUAAUAUCUUUGAUAGAGUAAAUAACCCAUCUACACUUUUGUAUAAUUCGAUUAUUCGGGCAUACACUCUGUAUGGCUACUCUGAGAAAACGAUGGAAAUUUAUGGUCAAAUGCAUCGUUUAGGCCUUAAAGGUGAUAACUUUACGUACCCUUUUGUUCUUAAGUGUUGUGCUAACUUGUCGAGCAUUUGGUUAGGGAAAUGUGUUCAAAGUCUGAGCUUGAGAAUUGGGUUGGAGUCUGAUAUGUAUGUUGGGACUUCUUUGAUUGAUAUGUACGUGAAAUGUGGUGAAAUGAGCGAUGCUCGUAGUUUGUUCGAUAAAAUGACUGUGAGAGACGUUUCUUCUUGGAAUGCAUUGAUUGCGGGGUACAUGAAAGAUGGAGAGAUUUGUUUUGCUGAGGAUUUGUUUAGACGAAUGCCGUGCAAAAAUAUUGUGUCUUGGACUGCUAUGAUAUCAGGAUACACUCAAAAUGGGCUUGCUGAGCAAGCAUUGAUUUUAUUUGAUGAGAUGUUGAGAAAAGAUUCAGAGGUUAAGCCCAACUGGGUGACUAUAAUGAGUGUUCUUCCUGCGUGUGCACAUUCAGCUGCCCUUGAGCGUGGGAGACAAAUUCACAAUUUUGCUAGCAGGACUGGUUUGGACUCUAAUACUUCCAUACAGACAGCGCUCCUGGCAAUGUAUGCUAAAUGCGGGAGCCUUUCUGAUGCUCGUCAGUGUUUCGAAAGAGUACAUCAAACUGAAAAUAGUUUAGUUGCAUGGAAUACUAUGAUAACAGCUUAUGCCUCCCAUGGACGUGGAUCAGAAGCUGUAUCUACUUUUGAGGACAUGAUCGGAGCUGGGCUUCAACCUGAUAACAUAACAUUCACAGGAUUGUUAUCUGGAUGCAGCCAUUCGGGGCUCGUUGAAGAUGGCCUGAAAUACUUUAAUUGUAUGAAGACAAUAUACUCUAUUGAACCCAGAGUGGAACAUUAUGCUUGUGUUGUUGAUCUAUUGGGUCGUGCAGGGCGCUUGGUGGAAGCAAUAGAUCUUGUGAGUAAAAUGCCAAUGCAAGCAGGGCCAAGCAUUUGGGGUGCAUUGUUAUCGGCUUGUCGAAAGCACCACAAUUUGGAAAUUGCUGAAAUUGCAGCUAGAAAGCUAUUCAUCUUGGAACCAGACAACAGUGGCAACUAUGUCCUGCUAUCAAAUAUAUAUGCUGACGCUGGCAUGUGGAAGGAGGUGGAUGAUUUGAGAGCGCUUUUAAAAUCUCAAGGCAUGAAGAAGAAUCCUGGAUGCAGUUGGAUAGAGGUCAACGGGAAAGCCCAUCUGUUUCUUGGUGGAGAUACAUGUCACCCUCAAGCAAAGGAAAUUUAUGAGGUUUUAUUGGAAGAGUUGCCAAAUAAGAUUAAGGCAGCCGGUUAUGUACCUGACACUAGCUUUGUUCUGCAUGAUGUUAGUGAGGAGGAGAAAGAACAUAACCUUACAACCCACAGUGAAAAGCUUGCCAUUGCCUUUGGACUUCUUAAUACUAGUCCUGGAGUAGUUCUUCGUGUGACGAAGAACCUUCGAAUCUGUGGAGAUUGUCACACGGCCGCCAAGUUAAUAUCUAGAAUCUACGAACGGGAGAUCAUUGUAAGAGAUUUGAAUCGGUUCCAUCAUUUUAGAGAUGGUUGCUGUUCCUGUGGAGAUUAUUGGUGAUUAAAAAAGAGCUUAAUUUCACAUUAGUCAAAUCUGUGAUAUGUUUGCAAGGCCACUGUUGUCAUCAGCCAUAUUCAGUUGAAUAUUUCAGAUUCUCAGGCAAACUUCCUGCUUGAACCGUGUCGCUAAAGGAAGAACCAAAACAGAAAGGGUUCAAAGGCUAUGAAAUAUGCAAGACAACCACUGCAAGUUGAGGAUUUUUGCUUCACAAGUGGAAUGCAUUCAGAAAGCUCUAAGAAGCUCACACAAAGCAUGGAUUGAUUGGCAGAUUGAAAAGCUUCUCGUCAAUGCUUGUUUCGAAGGAGAUGGUGCUCGCGUCUCACAUAUCCUUGGAUGUAUAUAAUUUAGAAUGCUGGUGGAAAG
Molecule: messenger RNA, 2250 nt
Organism: Prunus dulcis (almond)
Lineage: Eukaryota; Viridiplantae; Streptophyta; Magnoliopsida; Rosales; Rosaceae
Product: pentatricopeptide repeat-containing protein At3g46790, chloroplastic-like
Exons: 1
Coding region: 1-1887 (628 amino acids)
Biological process (GO): RNA modification
Molecular function (GO): zinc ion binding; RNA binding; protein binding
Source: RefSeq, a predicted model, not a curated record